CACAGCCUGCACCGGGGGGCCGGCGAGGGGCCUGCAGGCUCCGGAGCCCUGAUGCCUCGCAGCUCACUGUCCUGAGCGGCCACCACCAGCACCCAGAGUUGAGGGCAGCAACAGGGCCGGACGCGGUCCCGGAGGGAGCCCAGAGGGCCCCGAAGGCCAGGCCCACCAUGGCCCAAGCACUGCCCUGGCUCCUGCUGUGGAUGGGCUCGGGACUGCUGCCUGCCCACUGCACCCAGCCUGGCAUCCGGCUGCCCCUGCGAAGCGGGCUGGGGUCGCCCCCCCUGGGGCUGCGGCUGCCCCGGGAGACCGUGGAAGAGCCGGAGGAGCCCGGCCGGAGGGGCAGCUUUGUGGAGAUGGUGGACAACCUGAGGGGCAAGUCCGGUCAGGGCUACUACGUGGAGAUGACCGUGGGCAGCCCCCCGCAGACGCUCAACAUCCUGGUGGACACAGGCAGCAGUAACUUUGCAGUGGGGGCUGCCCCCCACCCUUUCCUACAUCGCUACUACCAGAGGCAGCUGUCCAGCACAUACCGGGACCUCCGGAAGGGCGUCUAUGUGCCCUACACCCAGGGCAAGUGGGAGGGGGAGCUGGGCACCGACCUGGUGAGCAUCCCCCAUGGCCCCAACGUCACUGUGCGCGCCAACAUCGCUGCCAUCACUGAAUCAGACAAGUUCUUCAUCAAUGGCUCCAACUGGGAGGGCAUCCUGGGGCUGGCCUAUGCUGAGAUCGCCAGGCCCGAUGACUCCCUGGAGCCAUUCUUUGACUCCCUGGUAAAGCAGACCCACGUUCCCAACCUCUUCUCCCUGCAGCUCUGUGGUGCUGGGUUCCCCCUCAACCAGUCGGAAGUGCUGGCCUCAGUUGGAGGGAGCAUGAUCAUCGGAGGUAUCGACCACUCACUGUACACGGGCAGCCUCUGGUACACACCCAUCCGGCGGGAGUGGUACUACGAGGUCAUCAUUGUGCGGGUGGAGAUCAACGGGCAGGACCUGAAAAUGGACUGCAAGGAGUACAACUACGACAAGAGCAUCGUGGACAGUGGCACCACCAAUCUUCGUUUGCCCAAGAAAGUGUUUGAAGCUGCUGUCAAAUCCAUCAAGGCAGCCUCCUCGACGGAGAAGUUUCCGGACGGGUUCUGGCUGGGGGAGCAGCUGGUAUGCUGGCAGGCAGGCACCACCCCUUGGAACAUUUUCCCGGUCAUCUCCCUCUACCUAAUGGGCGAGGUCACCAAUCAGUCCUUCCGCAUCACCAUCCUUCCACAGCAAUACCUGCGGCCAGUGGAAGACGUGGCCACGUCCCAAGACGACUGCUACAAGUUCGCCAUCUCACAGUCCUCCACGGGCACUGUGAUGGGAGCUGUGAUCAUGGAGGGCUUCUACGUCGUCUUUGAUCGGGCCCGAAAACGAAUUGGCUUUGCCGUCAGUGCCUGUCAUGUGCAUGAUGAGUUCAGGACGGCAGCAGUGGAAGGCCCGUUUAUGACCCCGGACAUGGAAGACUGUGGCUACAACAUCCCACAGACAGACGAGUCGACCCUCAUGACCAUAGCCUACGUCAUGGCGGCCAUCUGCGCCCUCUUCAUGCUGCCGCUCUGCCUCAUGGUGUGCCAGUGGCGCUGCCUGCGCUGCCUGCGCCAGCAACACGGUGACUUUGCCGACGACAUCUCCCUGCUGAAGUGAGGCGGCCCCCGGGCAGGAGACAGGGACUCUCCUGGGCCGCACCUGCUGGCUCACUCUGGGCACGAGCAGGACGCACUGAUGGCACUGGUGGCCAGAGCUCCUCAAGACCCUCACCUACCCACCAAAUGCCUCUGCCCUGCCCGAAAAGAAGGGCGGGCGGGCACGGUGGGGUACAGGAAUGGCACCUGUAGGAAUCGGGAGAGCGAAGAAAGCAGCACUCUGGUGGCGGGAACAUUCUUGGUCACCUCAAGCCCGAGUUGGGAAAUUCUUCAGCCUUGAACCUUUGCCAACCACCCCUCUGGAUUCUCCAACCCGAAGUAUUCUUCUCUUCUUAGGUCCAGAAGUAGUGGCAUCACAGCCAAGUCACCCCCAUGAGCGUCUCUCUGCCGUACCCUUGGCAGAGAAAGGGCCAACGUCGCUUCCCUGACCAAAGUCAGUAGGAACGGACGCAUGGUUUGCGAUUUGCUUUAGUGACAGGGACUGUAGAAACAAGCCUAACAUUGGUACAAAGACUGCCUCGUGAAUUAAACAAAAAUGAGACUGAAUAUUUGUACAGAUGGGGGCGGUUGGAAGAGGAGAGGAGAGGGAGCGCAAAGACAGGGAACAGCUGGGAUCAGAGCUAGAAAAGGCAGAACCACGGCCACUCGCCAGUCCCAGUUUCAGACUGCAUCUCCAAGAUAGAAGCCCAUCUUGUAAGAUGGGCGUCGCUGCCCGAUGUUUUUUCUGUGGUUGUAGCCUGACCGAAAGUGAGUUGGGAAGAAGGGCUUACCUAGCCAAAAAGCUCUUUUUAACUCUCUUAAAUGAAAAGUGCCCACUAAGAAGUUCCAUCUAACGAAUGAAUUUCUACCUGAAUGAUUCCACUUGUCUCUACCUGAACCCUUUACUCCACACAUGCUAGGUUAACACUGACACUUCCCACCCCCCACCCCCAGCCCCAGGUGCCCUAUGAGAAGCAACUGGAACACACCAAAUAGAGCAGGGCCUGGCUCUGUCUUCCUGCUUACGUGUUCACGCCCACCCCCAAACCCCUAUUCCUCUGGAGCUCUGCAGCUGAGGUGCUAAGAGGGAUAGACAGGAGACCUCUCUUUCUUAACCCUUGAAAGCAGAAUCAUCAAGGUUCACUCAACAGGUACAGGGUUGAUGCCCUGGUGCCUCUGCCUGGAUUUCUUCCUGUUCAGCAGUAAGUAGUAGUAAGAUCUCCACACGAUACAGAGCGGUUUCAUCGCCUUCUCACCCUCUCUGAUGUCCCCUCCAUUAACUUGGCUAAGGCACCCCACAGGGGCACUAGUAUUACACCCAGUGUCAGAAACGCAGGGCUUUCUGGCUCUAGCCAGAAUUCUAUCAAUUGGCAAUUCUAUCAAUAGGCAAUUCUAUCAUUGCCUUCGAUAACAAGGCUGCUAGAGAAAGGCUG
This is a messenger RNA of Neomonachus schauinslandi (Hawaiian monk seal), 3084 nucleotides long. RefSeq names its product beta-secretase 1 (gene BACE1). Gene Ontology annotation, molecular function: aspartic-type endopeptidase activity. Gene Ontology annotation, cellular component: endosome; trans-Golgi network; membrane. The record is from RefSeq and is a predicted model, not a curated record. The transcript has 9 exons. Gene Ontology annotation, biological process: amyloid-beta metabolic process; membrane protein ectodomain proteolysis. The coding region runs from base 168 to 1673 and encodes 501 amino acids. NCBI's taxonomy places the organism in Eukaryota, Metazoa, Chordata, Mammalia, Carnivora, Phocidae.